Molecule: messenger RNA, 250 nt
Organism: Amorphotheca resinae ATCC 22711
Lineage: Eukaryota; Fungi; Ascomycota; Leotiomycetes; Helotiales; Amorphothecaceae
Exons: 1
Coding region: 63-242 (59 amino acids)
Source: RefSeq, a predicted model, not a curated record
AGAUGCAUCUUGCCGAUAUCUUACCAAGCCUCAAAAUUUCCUUUCAAGGAUCUCCUUCCAAAAUGUCGUGUCCAUUCUGCCUCAUCGUCUCCGCAGCAAACCCUUCCUCACACCCCACAAUAUCACCUCCCCCGGUGGGUCCGCUUACAUCCUCCUCUCCACCCGUCUCGUCGGCUUCCUCGACAUCGCGCCGCUCUCCCGCGGUCACCUUGUGUCCUCGCUCCCCGUACCCACUGCUCUAAGAUCAUGG